AUGACCAGAGCCCCAGCUCUGUCCCCUGUGCUCCCAGAGUCCCAGGUCCAUCCCCUGUGCUCCCAGAGUCCCAGGUCCAUCCCCUGUGCUCCCAGAGUCCCAGGUCCAUCCCCUGUGCUCCCAGAGUCCCAGCUCCAUCCCCUGUGCUCCCAGAGUCCCAGCUCCAUCCCCUGUGCUCCCAGAGUCCCAGCUCUGUCCCCUCUGUACUUUAUUGGGCUUGGGUUAGUAGGUGCAAAGGACAUCACCGUAAAGGGAUUAGAAAUUGUAAAGCAAUGAAUUUGUGUCUACCAGGAAGCCUACACGUCCAUAUUGACAGUUGGCAAAGAUGCACUGGAGGACUAUGGACGGAAGCUGAUACUGGCCGACAGGGACAUGGUGAAACAGAAGGCUGAUGAGCUCCUGAAAGAGUCUGAGGUCAGUGAUGUGGAAUUUCUUGUGGUGGGAGAUCCAUUUGCCGCCACCACCCACAGUGACAUGGUCCUGAGAGAAGUGAAUGCUGGAAUACAAUGCAGGGUCAUCCAUAAUGCCUCCAUGAACGCAGUUGAAUGCUGUGGCCUCCAGCUGUACAACUUUGGAGAGACGGUGUCCAUUGUGUUCUGGACAGACACCUGGAGACCGGAAAGAUUCUAUGAUGAAAUCAAGAAGAACAGGGACUUAGGGAUGCACACACUAUGCCUGAUUGCCAUUAGUGAGGAGAAGAUAUGCGUGGGUCUGGCCAGGGUGGGAGCCGAGGACCAGGCCAUCCGCACGGGGACGCUCUGCCAGCUGGCGUCUUGUGACCUGGCGGCCUGCUACACUCCACGAUCGUGA
Messenger RNA from Salvelinus namaycush (lake trout), 810 nucleotides. It is a transcript of the gene dph5, whose product is annotated as diphthamide biosynthesis 5. Gene Ontology annotation, molecular function: diphthine synthase activity. Gene Ontology annotation, biological process: protein histidyl modification to diphthamide. NCBI's taxonomy places the organism in Eukaryota, Metazoa, Chordata, Actinopteri, Salmoniformes, Salmonidae. The record is from RefSeq and is a predicted model, not a curated record.